AUGCAGCCGGUCCCCUUCCCCCUCGCCUCCAACGCUACGCUGCAUGCCUGCCUUGCCUCUUAUGCUCUUCACCCCUUCUCCCACCCCUGCUCAUCUUUUCCUUCCCACCCAUGCCAAACCCUUCACCACAGGGAGAUCAUGGCGUCCCCCAUCGGCCCCUGGUUGAAGCCAGCACUGGAAGCCACUGGCAUGCAGUCGCCCCCCUUCCCCCUCGCCUCCAAUGCUGGUCUGCUCCCGCGCCCCCAGCGCCUCUACUUCCUCUUCUCUGACCCCAUCCGCACGGACGGGCUUGAUCCCACGAUCAUACGCGACAAGGAGGAGUGCAGUAAAAUCUACCAGAUGGUGCGGGGGAGAGUGGAGGGUGGAAUAGAGCAGCUCAAGGAGAUGCGCCGGGCAGACCCCUUGAGAGAAACGCUUCCCAGAAUAGCGGUGAACCUUCUGGAUGGCUGGGAUGGCACUUGA
Messenger RNA from Closterium sp. Yama58-4, 462 nucleotides. The record is from the annotation of a GenBank genome assembly. Lineage: Eukaryota; Viridiplantae; Streptophyta; Zygnematophyceae; Desmidiales; Closteriaceae.